Messenger RNA from Lactuca saligna, 378 nucleotides. Lineage: Eukaryota; Viridiplantae; Streptophyta; Magnoliopsida; Asterales; Asteraceae. The record is from the annotation of a GenBank genome assembly.
AUGGGAUUCAUCCCACCUGAACUAGAGCCCAACACCUCAUCUCCAAUCUUCGCUGUAAUACCCCACCGGAACAGCUCCCUCCGCCACUCCCUGUUGCCAUGGUGCGAUCAAAACCCACGAUGGUGGGAAGGUGAAGAUGACGGCAAUGGAGCAGAUGCCCUUGAUGAAAUAUGUGGUCUACGAGUCUCUUCGAAUCGAAUCACCUGUAGUCUUACAAUCGAAUCACACGACGCCAUUUUCAAAGUGAAAGAAGGGAAUAUGUUAUUCGGAUACCAGCCAUUUGCGACCAAGGAUCCCAAAGUGUGUGACCGUGCGGAAGAACUUGUUCUGAAUCGGUUUGUGGGUGAUGGCGAGAAACUUUUAAAUUAUGUGUCGUGA